UUUUUUUAUUCUUCUUUUAUUUUACCAACUUUGUUUUUUUUUUUUCUACUUUUUACUUACUAUGUCCACUUCUCCAUCCAAUACGAAUCAAGUCAUACCCAGUCAUAUUCCCGCUUGUUCACGCUGUCACCAACCAUUGGGAGACCAACUUGUUAGAGCACUUGAUGGUACCUUUCAUCCUGAAUGUUUUACGUGUCUGGAUUGUCAAGCACCAGUAGCUGCCAUGUUUUUUCCAUUUGAAACACCUGAAGGACAAACUUUACCACUAUGCGAACGGGAUUAUUUUCGAAGAUUGGAACUUGUCUGUGGUACCUGUCAUGAACCUUUGAAAGGUGCUUAUAUUAUUGCUUUGGAUCAAAAAUAUCAUACCGAUCAUUUUAUGUGUAGUGUUUGCUCAACUUCUUUUGGACCUGAUGAUUCUUAUUAUGAACAUGAUGGUAAAGUCUAUUGUCAUUAUCAUUAUUCUACUCAAUUCGCUGUGAUGUGUGCUGGUUGUGAUAUGGCUAUUUUGAAACAAUAUGUGGAAAUCGAUCGAAAUGAAUCUGUAGAACAUUGGCACCCUGAAUGUUAUAUGAUUCAUAAGUUUUGGAGUGUCAAGGUUCGACCAACUCAUACAAAAUCUCAUCAUGGUGCAAUUCAAAAUGCAUCUCAAUUACUAGAUCAACAACAUGAAAUGGAAAGCAAAAUCUUUCGUAUUUGGCAAGUCUUGUCCGCUUUUGAAGAAUCAUCUGCCAUGUGUAUCUCUGAAAUGCUACUGAAUGUAUCCAAUGGUGCUUUUCUCGAAGGUAUUUGUCUCUCUGAACGAUUUUUAGUUCAUGUGGAAGCUCUCUUUGCUGGCGUGGAUGAACUCUGUAGAAUUCAAUCUGAAUAUAAACUUCCAGAAUUCAAAUAUACUCGGGAAGCCAAAAUGUUAUGCAAAAAGAUCAUCAACUUCUUUUCUUUGCUAUCAAAGGUACAAGAUUUGGAAUCAAAAAAACUUGGAAUGACUCAAGAAUUACUAUCUUUGGUAACUGGAUUGGCACAUUAUCUCAAAAUAUUGAUUCGUGUUGCGUUGACUGCUGCAUUAGACUUGGAACAAGCCACUAUAGCAUCUAGCGCUGUAUCCCGAUUAUUGGCAAAACUCAUGGAGGUAGCUGGAAAGGAAAGACAUAGUCGCGACAGUCAACGAUUUUUCAAAGCUAAUAACACAUCGGACAUUUGCCAGUAUUGUCAUACAACUAUUGAAGAUGAAUGCAUCAAAUACACCGAACACCGUUGGCACGUGCCUUGCUUCCAUUGUCGCCAAUGUAAACGUGCUUUAUCCAACGAUUUCCCCAACGCUGUCUUCAACAAUGCAUCCCAAUCCAUCGUAUGUAUAUCAUGUGCCCAAAUCCCUCCCAACAGUAAUGAUUUUCAACUCUUUCAAUAUGUCUCCCGGUUAUCUCAAUAUGCAUUCCUUCUUCGUGUUGCCCUUAGUCGUCUUUGUAGUCUUCUCCAAAUUACAGAUCAGCAAUUAUCAUCAGUGGAAUAUUCCAGUAAAACGAAGCCAUAUAUUAAGGAUGUAGUGAAGGAUGGUGGUGUAUUUAUGAAUGAAAAGCAACAUCAAGUACCCAGCGCAACCAUAGAAGAGAAGACAAACUAUUAUCCAACUCACAUCACAGAUGUCAAGAGUACAGUGUCAUUAGAUCGUAAGAUGUCAAGAUCAUUCAAAUCUGCCAAACGAUCUACAAUCUUAGGAAAUGUGAAUGCCAAACCUCCUCCUAUUGAUGAAAUGGACUAUCCAAAUGAAGAGGAUGAUGAAGAAGAUGUUCAAAGACAAAUUACAGCAACAACCAGUCGCCAAGCACCUGCAAGAUUGGACAGUCUUAUUCGACGUAUGGAUCAACACAAGGAUUUACCACCAUUACCUGAAUCUCGUCAACAACAAUUAUUGCAACAACAGCAACAACAACAACAACAACAACAGCAACAACAACAGCAGUUAAAAAGUAAUAGUGAUGAUCAUGAUAAUGAAACAACAAGUCGACAACGACGUGUUAGUGUUGGACUUGAUGAUAUACCCAUGGUUGGUAAACAAUUUAUUCAACAACAAUCGAAAACAUCCAUCAAGACUCCUUUGACUCAGCCCAACUCACCAUUUGUCCCUGGUACUGGCCUUGUAUCGAAAUGUGUGAUUAGCUCAACUACUGGCAAACCUCGUGUCUAUCUCUCUGAACUCUCUGCAUUACAAUAUAUGAUUAUGCGUCAUGUUGCUGUGGUACAUAUUGAGCCUUAUGUAUCCGAAUUUUUUAGUCAUGAUGAACUUUUACAAUUGAUACAACUUAAGAAAGCAUCUAUAUGGGGCAAAUUCUUUACGUCUUUCAAGAAACCUGGUGGUGUGGCCAAGAAACAAUACAAGGCAAAAGAAGAGGGAACGUUUGGUGUACCUUUGGAAAUAUUGACAGAGAGAACGGGUGUAGAAUCCAAUCUUGGCGCUGGUGCUUCUCCUAUUCGAAUUGCUGCUUUUAUUGACGAUGCAAUCACUGCUAUGCGACAAAUGGAUAUGUCCGUUGAAGGUGUAUUUAGAAAAAAUGGUAACAUCCGAAGAUUGAAACAAGUUAGUGAACAAUUAGAUAAGAAUCCGAACGAUGUAGACUUUUCUUCUGAAAAUGCCAUUCAAAUUGCAGCUUUACUCAAGAAAUGGUUAAGAGAACUUCCUGAUCCAUUAUUGACUUAUCGUCUUCAUCGAUUAUUUAUUUGUGCACAACGGAUUGACAACCCUGCUACUAGAAAACGAGUUCUUCAUUUGGCUUGUUGUAUGUUACCAAGAUGUAAUCGUGACACAAUGGAAGUCUUAUUUUUGUUCUUGCGAUGGGUGGCUCUCUUCUCUCAUGUCACCACUGACGUUGGUAGCCGUAUGGAUAUUCCUAAUUUGGCGCGUGUUAUUGCUCCCAACAUUCUACUCAGUACAUCAAAAGAUCCACUCAAAGAUGAAUCUUUCUUGGCAAUUAAUUCGGUAGAAAUGUUACUGGAAUCCUAUGAAGAAUUUUGCAUGGUACCUGAAGAUUUGGAACCCUUUUUACAAGACAGUCAAUUCCAAGAAGUGAAAGGCGAUAUGUCAUCCAAGGAUUUCUUGAAACGAGUGGAAGUAUUGAUGAAGAAGAAAAGUAAUCAUACAUCAGCAGCACCUUCUACCACCGAUCUACGACUGGCAACAAAUGAUUUACGGAUUACCACCGAUCAUCCAUAUCAUCAAGAAGAACCAAUGGCUACUCCUGUGGCUGGAGCACGACCUCAUAUCAAUCAACAUCAGCAAUCACAUUAUCCUCAGCAUCAUCUUCAGCAUCAUGCACAUCAAAAUACCUCAUCUACUUCCAUUUAUGCUCAACAACAGUACUUGCCUUAUCCUAAUCGACAUCCACAAUCUGAUUUUGUUCCAAGUCCUAUUGCAACCACACGUCAUUCAAGUUUACAUAACCAUUCAUCCAAUUCUGGUAUGAAUGCAAGCACGACAAAUUCUCCCACAUCUCCAGUUGGCAACAAACCUUCUCAGCUCCAUCAUCAACAUUAUCCCCAACAUCAUUCGCUCAAUGAUCCCUCAUCACCGUCUGAAUAUUCUCCUUCUCCGCUACGACCUCCUCCUCAAGAGCUUCAUUCUUGAUUUACUUUAGAUUCAACAUUAUUAGUUUUUCUAUUUCCCUCUUAUCUCUCUUUUUUUAUUUUAUUUUUUUUUUUUAUU
This is a messenger RNA of Halteromyces radiatus, 3697 nucleotides long. RefSeq lists its product as uncharacterized. Bases 62 to 3619 code for a protein of 1185 amino acids. Gene Ontology annotation, biological process: actin cytoskeleton organization; signal transduction. Lineage: Eukaryota; Fungi; Mucoromycota; Mucoromycetes; Mucorales; Cunninghamellaceae. The record is from RefSeq and is a predicted model, not a curated record. The transcript has 11 exons. Gene Ontology annotation, cellular component: cytoplasm.